GCUCAGUUUGAUCGAGCCAAUAAAGUAAACAACAUCGUAGCAUGCCUCAGGCCAAUCUUAAGUUAAGUCCCCAUGAUCAGCAGGUGCUCGAUUCCAUUUUCGAUCCCCUCGAGCUUAGCAGCCUACAGACAAAUAACUUAAUUCCCGCUGAAUCCGACCUCAAGGAUGUGGAGCCGGACACCCAGGCUAUCAAAGCUUCCAGGGAACUGGAGCUAAGAGCCAUUGGCUUAUCCGAAAGCGGGGAGCUUGAUGGAGCACUGGAGUUAUUUCAGCAAUCAUUAAAUCUAGCCCAAAGGGCUUCCGUGCUAAAUAACCGGGCACAAACUUUACGCCUGGCCAAACGUGAUGAGGAUGCCCUCGAUGACCUAAACAAAGCCCUGGAACUGGCCAAUGAUCAGCAGACCCGCACCAAGUGCCACGCCCACUGUCAGCGAGGUGUCCUUUAUCGUAAACUGGAUAAUUUGGAGGCGGCUCGUGCCGACUUCGAGGCAGCAGCCCAGUUGGGCAGUAAAUUCGCCAGGGAACAGCUGGUGGAAAUCAAUCCAUUUGCAGCUCUCUGCAAUCAAAUGCUCCGUCAGGCAUUCGAUCAACUCAAGUAGCAAGUUAUGCAGUUCAAUUAUUAUGAGAUUAUGAGUUACUGGAUUAUUAAUAAACAAAAUGAAUGGAAUGAGAAAAUAAUGAAUGAAAUGAGAAAACAAAUUCAAGCCCUUUUGUUAAACAUCAAAUUAUAAGAAGUGCAAUUUUAAACUAGAAAAUAUUUUGGAUUCAAUACGAUACGAUCCUAUUGAUUUUUGAUUACUUUUCAAUGUUGGUUUGCAUGUAAGGAAACAGAGAUCAGAUCCCGUUUUGCCUAAAGCUUCAUUGAUAAAUAAUAUUAAGCAUCAUUUUUCAGUAUAAUUUUGUAGCUCCCGAAACAAUAACCCACGUUCUUUGUUUUUA
Drosophila sechellia is the source of this 939-nucleotide messenger RNA. RefSeq names its product tetratricopeptide repeat protein 36 homolog. The record is from RefSeq and is a predicted model, not a curated record. Bases 42 to 599 code for a protein of 185 amino acids. The transcript is spliced from 3 exons. NCBI's taxonomy places the organism in Eukaryota, Metazoa, Arthropoda, Insecta, Diptera, Drosophilidae. Gene Ontology annotation, molecular function: protein binding.